Messenger RNA from Parastagonospora nodorum SN15, 1596 nucleotides. RefSeq lists its product as hypothetical. Gene Ontology annotation, biological process: proteolysis. Gene Ontology annotation, molecular function: serine-type carboxypeptidase activity. The record is from RefSeq and is a predicted model, not a curated record. The transcript is spliced from 4 exons. Gene Ontology annotation, cellular component: fungal-type vacuole. Lineage: Eukaryota; Fungi; Ascomycota; Dothideomycetes; Pleosporales; Phaeosphaeriaceae. The coding region runs from base 1 to 1596 and encodes 531 amino acids.
AUGAAGCACCUGUCAAAAUUCUCUACACUGUCGCUACUUGCUCGCGCAACAGCGCAGUUCGUGCCGCCGCCAGCCAAUUUAACGACCAAGACGGGAUAUGCAGGCGUGAAUGUGCGAUACAAGGAGGUCCCUGCCGGCAUCUGCGAAUUGGAUCCUAAUGUCAAGAGCUAUUCGGGCUACGCAGAUGUUGCUGACGACCAGCACAUUUUCUGGUGGUUCUUUGAGACACGCAACGGCGACCCCAAGGAUGCUCCCUUGACUGUUUGGAUCAAUGGCGGCCCGGGAUCUAGCUCUAUGAUCGGUCUAUUUCAAGAAUUGGGUCCUUGUGGCAUUGGGCCAGACCUAAAGCCCUUCAAUAAUCCCUACUCGUGGUCGAACGUGAGCAAUAUGCUCUUCAUUGACCAGCCUACAACAGUUGGCUUGUCUUAUUCGGUUCCAAUUCCUGCGUACAAGGACAAGAGCGGAUUCACAAUUCAGUUGCCUAAUAAUACUUGUCCAGAUUAUGCGAAGCAGUAUGGCACAUGCGGCACAUACUCGAAACCAGACCAUGCCCUGACAGCCAACAAUACGUUGGGUGCCGCUCCAAACAUGUGGCGUACGCUUCAGGGCUUCAUGGGGGCCUUCCCUGAUUACUCGCGCAACGGGUUCACGUUUACUACAGAGAGCUAUGGAGGCCACUACGGUCCCAUUUUCAACGAGUACUUUCUGGAACAAAACGCCAAGAACAUCUCCGGCGCAGUCAAUAUAGACCUACAGAGCGUCUUGAUCGGGAAUGGUUGGUUCGACCCCUUAUCUCAGUACAUCGCGUACUACAACUUUUCCGUGUACCCCGGUAAUACAUAUGAUUACAUGCCUUUCAAUGCUUCAGUGCAAGCCGAGUGGUACAACAACCUUUUCGGCGAAGGCAACUGCGUCGAUAUGACGAAGGAGUGUUACGAGACAGGCCAGAACUCCAUCUGCGCUCGAGCCGACGGCUUUUGCGCCAAUAAAGUCGAGAACAUGUACGAUAUCUACAGCGGACGAGAUGAGUACGACAAGGCGAUUGGAGCCUACCAAAACUUUUCCACUAGCUCGAAGACAGUGUCAUCAGCCUUUGGAAACACUGGUGAUGACGACCGCGAGUCCGGGACGAUUGAAGCUUGCCAGAAACUCCUUGAUGCGGGUGUACAGGUUAUGCUAUACUACGGUGAUGCGGACUAUAACUGCAAUUGGUUGGGGGGCCAGGUCGUCGCGGACCUGAUAAAUGCCACGGGGUAUGGUGAUGCAGGUUUCACCAACAUCACCACGAGCGACAACAUUGUACACGGUCAAGUUAAGCAGUCCGGCCUCUUCUCCUUCCUGCGCAUCUUUGAGUCGGGCCACGAAGUGCCAUUCUAUCAGCCUCUUGCGGCGCUGGAGAUUUUCGAGCGUGCGCUAAAGAAGGUUGACAUUGCGACCGGAAAGGGGACGAUUGAUGCGAGCUACAAAACUGUAGGCACGCCGACCAGCACGUUCCGGGAGGGCAACUCGACGAUUCAAUUCAAGGUCCUGCCAGACAACUCCACACGCGAUUGCACAGAGGGCGUUGGACAUGAGGGCGGCAAGCAAGCUGGGUAG